Protopolystoma xenopodis is the source of this 153-nucleotide messenger RNA. NCBI's taxonomy places the organism in Eukaryota, Metazoa, Platyhelminthes, Monogenea, Polystomatidea, Polystomatidae. The record is from the annotation of a GenBank genome assembly.
AUGAGUUCCAGCUCUAAUGAUGUCCAUCAUAUGAUGGACGAAAACUCAGCUCGUUUUCACCCGAAGCGAGGGUGGCUGUCUCGUGGACCGCGUCAACCUGAACGUCGUAUUAAAGCUGCAAUACAACAGGAUUCAGCCGUCGUCUUCUGGUGA